GUAUGUCUGGACGCGGUAAGCAGGGCGGCAAGGCUCGCGCCAAAGCCAAGACCCGCUCCUCCCGGGCCGGCCUGCAGUUCCCCGUGGGCCGCGUGCACCGGCUGCUCCGCAAGGGCAACUACUCGGAGCGGGUGGGCGCCGGCGCCCCGGUGUACCUGGCGGCCGUGCUGGAGUACCUGACGGCCGAGAUCCUGGAGCUGGCGGGCAACGCGGCCCGCGACAACAAGAAGACGCGCAUCAUCCCGCGCCACCUGCAGCUGGCCAUCCGCAACGACGAGGAGCUCAACAAGCUGCUGGGCCGCGUGACCAUCGCGCAGGGCGGCGUCCUGCCCAACAUCCAGGCCGUGCUGCUGCCCAAGAAGACCGAGAGCAGUCACCACAAGGCCAAAGGAAAGUAAUUUCCUUGAUUGGAUGGCAAAAGCUCAAGGCUCUUUUCAGAGC
Arvicanthis niloticus (Nile rat) is the source of this 441-nucleotide messenger RNA. Its product is annotated as histone H2A type 1-B-like. Gene Ontology annotation, cellular component: nucleosome. NCBI's taxonomy places the organism in Eukaryota, Metazoa, Chordata, Mammalia, Rodentia, Muridae. The record is from RefSeq and is a predicted model, not a curated record. Gene Ontology annotation, molecular function: DNA binding; structural constituent of chromatin; protein heterodimerization activity.